This is a messenger RNA of Laccaria bicolor S238N-H82, 480 nucleotides long. RefSeq lists its product as uncharacterized. The record is from RefSeq and is a predicted model, not a curated record. The coding region runs from base 1 to 423 and encodes 140 amino acids. The transcript has 4 exons. Lineage: Eukaryota; Fungi; Basidiomycota; Agaricomycetes; Agaricales; Hydnangiaceae.
AUGCCGACUGCCGGCGGUAGCAAGGUCGCCUGGAAGAAAGGCGCCAAUGGAGAUGCUGAACAUGUCAUCGAGCCUGGAUCCCAUAUUAAACCCGUCUUGAAUCAAAUGGGUAUCAAGAAGGGUUCACCCUUCCACAAAGACCUAAAAGCUGCUCUAAAUCACAAAGACAACUUAUCGGUGCUUCAUCCAGGAGCUAACAAAGCGAAGGCGCAGUUGACGGCUGAUCCCAGGCGGAAUCCCAAAAAUAAGGCUGCCGCCAACCAUUAUAUGCAGCAGCACCCCAUCCAGCACAAGGCCAGUGCAACGAUGAAUAGAAUAGAGAGCGCAGCGAAGAAGCACAGGAUCAAGAAUUUUGUCGCCAAGGUGAAGGCCAACGUCAAGAAGGUUUUCCCCAACGUCAGAAGGAGCGAGCUUGAUGAGUGAAGCAAAUUAGACAGGGGUAGUGGUGAUAACAGCUAAAAUAAUAAAUAUCAUUAUUCG